Adelges cooleyi (spruce gall adelgid) is the source of this 1042-nucleotide messenger RNA. RefSeq lists its product as uncharacterized. The transcript is spliced from 3 exons. Bases 122 to 904 code for a protein of 260 amino acids. Gene Ontology annotation, molecular function: ribosome binding. NCBI's taxonomy places the organism in Eukaryota, Metazoa, Arthropoda, Insecta, Hemiptera, Adelgidae. Gene Ontology annotation, cellular component: mitochondrial inner membrane. The record is from RefSeq and is a predicted model, not a curated record. Gene Ontology annotation, biological process: inner mitochondrial membrane organization; protein insertion into mitochondrial inner membrane from matrix.
AAAUGAUUUAGCUCCGUUUAAAAAGCGGACAAAACUAAUUUACUAAUAAUAUCUUAGUUGAAAAAACUAAAUAAUUAUUAAUCCGAAUUUUAAAACGACACCAACACUCAGAACCGUCGCAAUGCAUUCGGUAUUGUUGCUUAGGAAAUGUAAGAAAAUGCUCAAAUGCGGCAAACCGUUCGCUGUGGACACGGUCAGAUUUUUUGGCAAUAACACUUUCAGAGUGAGUACAGCUGAACACCAGUUUUGUCAAAACACAACCAACAACCGCCUAACAUCGUCAUCGUUGGUGCCGUCAAAUCGUCUCUAUUGCAAAGAUUACAGGCCGUUUCCACAAGUGCCAGAGUUUCCGCCAAUUAUUUGGCCCAGUCUGUUCAAGACAGUCGGCAGUUGGCUGUACUCGUAUUUGGUCGUCAGAUCUCAGUACGACAACACUUUCAACCUGGUGGAUUUCUCAAACAAUUCCAAAAAGGCUGUCGCAGUCGUCUCUCACAGUAUCGCCCAACGAGACUUUGACUCUCUCGAAGGACUGGUGACCAAAGACGUAUUGGAACAAGUGAAAUCGAUCGUGAGCAAUCUCAACGAUGACGAAAUCAAAGACAUGGCUUUCGACGCGCAAGACAUGUAUUUUUAUUUCCCGUAUCAAGUAGAAGUGGUAAACGACAAAAACAUCAAGAACAGACGUUUCAUUGAAGUCACUAUGUGUUACCACGCUAUCCACAAUUUGGAAGAAGUCAAGAAACGCGUCGAAGACGUAGAAAAUAUACAAAAAGAAUUACGAAGCAGUAUAUACGUAUUAAAUUACAGAUUUAUUAGAGAAUAUACAGAGGGCGUGAAAGACGCGUGGACGGUGAACGCUAUAAACCAUUUAAAGGCCGAAGAACACGACAAGAGUAUAAUAUAGUCCAACUUGAUAAGACGUAAUAUCAUCUCUCGAGUAAUAAAUAAUUAAUAUUGUGCGGUGGUGCGCAACUGUCGAGACAUUUUUUUACAGUACAAUUACCUUUUGUUUUUUUAAAUAUAUAAACUGUAACUAUUAUAA